ACAACAUUAUUCUUCCAUCUCCUUUAUAUACCCGUGCACUCAAGCAAUUGUGAUUCACACUAAGCAUCGAUAGCAUUUUACAGUCAAUUAUCAAGUUCUAUACAGAGUUCUCAAUUAUUACUCUAUCAAACAUGUCUCUGAUUCCAAGUUUCUUUAGUGGUCGAAGAAGCAACGUUUUCGAUCCUUUCUCCCUGGACGUCUGGGAUCCUUUGAAGGACUUUCCAUUUUCGAAUUCUUCACUUUCCGCUUCAUUCCCUCGUGAAAAUUCUGCUUUUGUGAGCACUCGAGUUGACUGGAAGGAGACCCCAGAAGCUCAUGUUUUCAAGGCUGAUCUUCCUGGCCUGAAAAAGGAGGAAGUGAAAGUUGAAGUUGAAGAUGAUAGGGUUCUACAGAUAAGCGGAGAGAGAAGUGUCGAGAAAGAAGAUAAGAAUGAUGAAUGGCAUCGCGUGGAACGUAGCAGUGGAAAGUUCUUGAGAAGGUUCAGAUUACCUGAGAAUGCUAAAAUGGAUAAAGUGAAAGCUUCCAUGGAGAACGGCGUUCUCACAGUGACAGUUCCAAAAGAAGAGAUAAAGAAGGCUGAGGUUAAGUCUAUUGAGAUUUCUGGUUAAACUUAGACUGAGUCUGUUACUCUGUUGCUUUAAAUCGUGUGCUUUCUUGGUUAUAAUGUUUUCCUUUUUGUGGGUGUGCAAGAAAUUAUAUGGUCAUGUAAUUCUGAAAUGUUAAUGUAUAAAUAAAUAAGUAAACAGUUGUUGUUAGUUGGUUAUUCUGGGUGGGUGUUAUUGUAUUCAUAUUCCAAUGAAUCGAACUGAAUGUUUAGUUGAAUGAAUAUUAAAAAAGAGCUUCAAGUUUAAAAUAUCUUAGCAACAAUAUUUUCACCUUUAACACAAAUUUUAAAUUUUGUCAAAUAGAGGAAGUUGACUUCACCAUU
Lathyrus oleraceus (garden pea) is the source of this 928-nucleotide messenger RNA. RefSeq names its product 18.1 kDa class I heat shock protein-like. Lineage: Eukaryota; Viridiplantae; Streptophyta; Magnoliopsida; Fabales; Fabaceae. The coding region runs from base 132 to 608 and encodes 158 amino acids. The record is from RefSeq and is a predicted model, not a curated record. The transcript has a single exon.